Acanthosepion pharaonis is the source of this 1467-nucleotide messenger RNA. NCBI's taxonomy places the organism in Eukaryota, Metazoa, Mollusca, Cephalopoda, Sepiida, Sepiidae. The record is from the annotation of a GenBank genome assembly.
AUGGAUAAUUUGGAAGAAUUAAAAUAUACAGAACUUCGUAAUCUUGCUAAAAGCCUUGGUCUUAAGGCCAAAGGAAAGGCAGACAAAUUAAUACGAGAUAUUAGAAGAUAUCACAAAGAUGAUGGCAAAUCGAUAUCACCUGAAAGAAAAUGUGAUGAACCUGUUUCUCCUGAAGAUGAGACGGUCUUUUCAUUGAACUCAUUUUUCCAGGAGGCAGAUGAGAGUGAAGUUGCUGAACAAUAUGUGGAUGAUGAAAUUGUCUUUAUGAUGAAUCCAGUCGAUCAAGAUGAGGAGAAUAGCAAAUGCAAUAAUUCUGCAGAAUUGGAGAACAUCGAAGAUACGUUUAGUAAAAUAGAUGAUCACAAUGAAACAGUAGAAUUUGAAAAGCAUCAAGCAACAAAAGCUGAAGUUGCUGGUAAUGAUGACGAAGUCAAAGAGCAAUUAAACACAACGUUUGAAAUUGAGAAGGACAAAGAUGAGCAAGGCAAUGAGGCCUUGGGGGAGAAAGUUGAUAAUGUGCAGGAUUUACUUGAGGUUAUGCGACCUGAGAUGACUGAUGAAGAAAUGAAGGCUGAGUUAAUGGCUGCUAUUGACAAGAAGGUUCAGAACAGAAAAGUGACCAUCAUGAGCCCCAAUGCUGCUUCAGAAUUUAUCAGCCGUAUCCCUACUCUUUCCACUGCCAACAAAUCACAAACAAAAGAAGAAAAGGCAGCUCUGAAAGGCAAAGAUUGGCAGAAGAUCCAUGAGAAACUAUUCAGUAAGCAGGAUCCAUUGGAUGUUUACCUGGAGAAGAAGAAUAAACGCAUGCAGAAGAUGAAUACUCCUUUAAAAUCUGCCAAGCGGAUUGCUGCAGAGAGCCAAAAGGCUGCAGAGAAGAUCAAGAAGCGCAAGGAAACACGAUCCGCUGCUAAGCCUUCAACCCAGAAAACUACCAACCAAAGCUUCAUACCAAAAAUAGUCUCUACCAAGUCAAUGUCUUUACAGUUCACGACUACAUCCUCUACUGUUAACUCUGUGACAAAAUCAACCCGAACGCCAGUUUCUUCCACGAAACAAAACAAAAACAAAAUAGUGAAAUCAGCCAAGAAGUCACCAGUAAAAUCUUUGUCCGACUCCGCCAAAAAGACAUUGAAACGUUCACCAAAGACCUCACCACCAAAGUCACCUUUGGUCAAGAAGCCUUUUACUCCUUUCAACUUUGGGAAUAAGUCUUUGACUCUUACUCCCGAUUCUGCCAAGAAGAGCAAAUUUGACCUGCAAGCCAGUUUGGCAAAGCCCAUCACUUGGAAGAAACACACAGGCAAAUUACGGCCUAUGGCAUUUGGUAAUGUGGGGCCGCAGUAUUUUAAAAAGGGGUUGAAUACCUCCAUCCAGACCAACAGAGAGAACCGCCGUGCUGAUACAGCCAGGUGUCGUGCCACCAAGCGUGACAAUCUCUUAAACAGUCGACGCAAUAUCAAAUUAUAA